AUGUCUAAGACCGACGAUCGGCUCAAAGAGUACCCACUGUUAAGCGGAGGUCCGGAGCUCUUCCUAUCAAUUAUGUUGUUUUGGUUACUAUUUGUCACAAAAUUGGGCCCAAAUUAUAUGAGAGACCGAAAGCCGUUUGUUUUGCGCGAAAUAAUAAUGAUUUAUAACUUUAUAUUAGUUGUAAUCAAUGCUUAUUUUGUAUACGCGUCGCUCCGAUGGCUCGACUAUUUCAAUAAACCCGUACUGACACGACUGCCGGCCCGUAACGAGUGGUCAGAGAAAGCGAUCGCCGAAUUACCGGAGAAAGCGUUUUACGCGUUCACUAAGUUAUUUGAUUUAUUCGAUACCGUAUUCUUUGUGUUGAGAAAAAAGUCUAAUCAAAUCACUUUUCUUCACGUUUACCAUCACUUUAUGGUUCCUGUGUUGGGAUAUAUGGCGGCCAAACUGUGUCCGCAAACUAUUAUUGUCGAAGGCUUUUGUUUUGCCAACUCUAUUGUACACACAGUUAUGUAUAGCUAUUACCUGUUGUCGGCAUUUGGACCCCAAAUACAGCCCUAUUUAUGGUGGAAGAGAUAUAUCACACGAUUGCAGUUAAUACAAUUUGCCAUGAUGAUAUAUUUCUUUUUCUACGGUGUUUUAUAUGGAUAUCCGGCUAUAUUUUAUGAUUAUCCCUUACCUCUACAAGUUGUGGCCUGUAUUCAACCAUUUGUAUUUUUUUAUUUGUUUCUCAGCGAUAAAAUGCUUUAUGUAUUACAUGACUAUUGGAUUAAUGAGACGGACGAUAGGAUUAAACCCUAUUUCCUGUUAAGCGGUGGUCCGGAGCUCUUCCUAACGAUUAUGUUUUUAUGGCUUAUAUUUGUCACAAAAUUGGGACCAAAUUUCAUGAGAGACCGAAAGCCGUUUGUUUUGCGCGAAAUAAUAAUAAUUUAUAACUUUAUAUUAGUUGUAAUCAGUGCUUACUUUACAUACGCGUCGAUCGGAUGGCUAGACUACGGCCACAAAUCAUGGGAUUUAAAACUACCCGAACGUAACCAAUGGUCAGACAAAGCAAUUGCUGAAAUACCAGAAAAAGCAUUUUAUUUUUAUACAAAAUUAUUUGAUUUGUUUGAUUCCGUAUUCUUUGUGUUGAGAAAAAAGUCAAAUCAACUCUCAUUUCUUCACGUUUACCAUCACUUUAUGGUUCCAGUGUUGGUAUUUUUGGUCGCAAAAUUGAGUCCACAAACCGUAGCCAUAGAAGUAUUUUGUUUGCUUAACUCUAUUGUACACACAGUUAUGUAUAGCUAUUACCUGUUGUCGGCAUUUGGACCCCAAAUACAGCCCUAUUUAUGGUGGAAGAGAUAUAUCACACGAUUGCAGUUAAUACAGUUCGCUAUACUUAUAGUGUACGUCAUGUAUAGCGUAUCGGUUAAUGAUUUGUCCGGUUAUGCAAUGGCUUUUAAAUGGUUGGCUGAUUUUAUUUAA
This is a messenger RNA of Medioppia subpectinata, 1461 nucleotides long. NCBI's taxonomy places the organism in Eukaryota, Metazoa, Arthropoda, Arachnida, Sarcoptiformes, Oppiidae. The record is from the annotation of a GenBank genome assembly.